AUGCGGCGCCCAGAGCUGCCGGAGAGGCUGCAGCCCAUGCGGGCCCGCUACCGCGAUGCGCUGAAGUGGUGCGGAGGCCAUCUCAACUUCUUUCGUGUCCACGUCCUCGUCUUCACCUUCACCCCGCUGUUUGCGGCGUGCAUCUUCUACGCCGCCAACACGGCGGUCCACAUACCCUUCAUCGAUGCGCUCUUCGUCUGCACCUCGGCCAUGACCGUGACCGGACUGGUGACGAUCGACAUCAGUACGGCGAACCCCGGGCAGCAGGCCAUCAUGUUCAUCCUGAUGUGCAUCGGCAACCUAUCGGCCGUCAGCGUCACCAUGGUCUGGAUCCGCCGCCACUUUUUCCGUGCCCGCUUCGACCACGUGAUCCGCACCAGCGCCAAGGCGCGCAAGCGUGCGCACGACGUCGAGGUCCAGGAGCAGCGCGAGAAGAAGCUCAACCGCCUCAAGCUCCAGCGCAUGAUGGGCCUCAAGCCCACGGAGAGCGCCGAAAGCAGCGAGGAGAACGGCGGCCAGUCGGGCACCUCGGCGUCGAGCUCCAGCGACCACAUUGACGUCCAUGCGCCGCAGCCGUCGAAAAAGAAGCAGGGCAAGCCGGGCAAGCGGCAACCUUUGCGCGCCGACAUGAUCCGCCGGAUCGAUGGGCCCGCCUUCCUGAUCAACUCGGCCGGCGUCGCAUCGACAGCCGUCCCCGAGCCGCGGUCAAAGCGUCGGUCGGGCUCUGGCAGCAGGGCAUCCGGCUCUCAGGAUGAGGCCCAGGCCUUCUCGCUUCCACCCUCGGGCGGCAUUCUGAACUCUGAGCCUGCCUCGGACGAGCACCCUUCGGACCGCGCGACAGCCCAGCAGCAACAGCCUAGCAUCCGCAUCUCGCUGCCGCCAACACAGCCCGCCGGCGUGUCCAUGAGUGAUACUCUCGGCGGCGAUGUCGCCUUGGCCGAGUCCCCGCAGCAGGAUCUUUCCGCUUUCCGUCAGGGAAGCGGCUCCACGCCCCGCCGAGGCUCGUUGCCGCGCUUCCACGAGACCGCGCAGGAUGCCGAUGGGCAGGAUCAGGACGUCGCUGUCGCGGACGACGAGUUUAACAACGCACCGCGCUCAGCCGGUCCAGUGCGCACUCGGUUCGACGAUGGCGCCGACGACGAUGAUGGCCCGCCCAGGACUCGGGCCCGAAGGGUGUCGGACCCUCCUCAGUCGCGCUUCCGGCGCGGGUCGGAUACGGGCCUGCUCAACGUGCAUGCGACCGAACGCCACGAGCCCUUCUUCCCGCGCGCCCAGACCGUCGAGUUCGCCGAGCCGCACGAGUUCCGAUCGACGAGAGGCGAUGGCGGCGUCGGCUACACGACAGGCUACGCGGGCCAUGGCCUAUCGAGCGUGCGCAGCCGGGGCGGCACCCGGGACCUGGAUCGCACCACGACCAUGCGCUCGGGCGUCUCGCAGGUGUCUGGCCGAUCCCGCGCAGGACCGCCGCUGACGCGCACCAUGACGUCUUCCAAGCAGCGCGGCUUCGGCGGCUUUCCAACGCCCAUCGAGAUUGCUGGCAUGGCGUUCAAGAAGGCGCUCCCGAAGGUCCAGGAUCGGCUCAACCGGACCAUGACGAUGCCGAGGACGUCGACCUUCACCUCGGUCCACUCGACUGGCGCCUCGGCGAUGGCGCUCGACGGCAGCACCAAGCCGGCGCCCUACCUCUCGUUCGACGCCACCGUCUCGGGCAACUCGAUGUUUCACGAGCUGACCGAGGCGCAGCGCGACGAGCUCGGCGGCGUCGAGUACCGCGCCAUCGACCUGCUCGCCAAGCUGAUCCCGGCCUACUGGCUGCUGCUCAACUUCUUCUUCAUCACGCUGGUGGCCCCCUACGUCAGCAGCCGCGCCUUCCGUGACCGCUACGACUCAGCCUUUAUUUCGCAAGGCGUUAACAAACCGAACUACACGUGGUUCUGGUUCUUCCAGGUUGUCUCGGCCUACACCAACACGGGCUUCUCGCUGAUCGACACGAGCAUGACGACGAUGCAGGACGCCUACUUCCUCCUCAUCCCCAUGGGCUUCCUGAUCCUUGCGGGUAACACGGCCUUCCCGAUCGUGCUGCGCUUCUUCAUCUGGUGCAUCUCCAAGGUGGUGCCGAAGCGUUCGCGCGUGUCCGAGACGCUCCAGUUCCUCCUCGACCAUCCACGCCGGUGCUUCGUGUACCUCUUCCCCUCGAGCCAGACAUGGUUCCUGCUAUUCGUGCUGGCCGCCUUCAACAUCACCGACUGGAUCGCCUUCCUCGUCCUCGACAUUGGCAACCCGGUCAUCCAGUCGAUCCCACUUGGCACGCGGGUGUUUGACGGCCUCUUCCAGUCGAUCGCGGUGCGCGCCGCCGGCUUCCAGGUCGUCAGUCUGCUCACGCUCGCGCCCGCGGUUCAGUUCCUCUACGUCGUCAUGAUGUACCUCUCGGCGUUCCCGCUGGCCCUCUCGGUCCGCAGCACCAACGUCUACGAGGAAAAGUCGCUGGGCGUCUAUACGCAGGAGCCCGUCGGGCCGACGGCGCUGCCGGACCAGAACAACGCCAAGGUCUGGGGGUCGUUCCUCGCCUCGCACGCCCGCAAGCAGCUCGCGUUCGACAUCUGGUGGCUCGGCUUCGCCCUCUGGCUCAUCUGCAUCGUCGAGCGCCGCAACAUCGAGGACAGCUCGACCAACUACUGGUUCACGGUAUUUUCGUGCAUGUUUGAACUGACCUCGGCCUACGGCACCGUUGGCCUCAGCACGGGCACGCCCGACGACAGCUUCAGCCUUUCGGGUCGCUUCAGCACGCUCUCCAAACUCAUCGUCAUCGCCGUCAUGAUCCGAGGACGUCACCGUGGUCUACCCGUGGCCAUCGACCGGGCCGUGCUGCUGCCCUCAGACGUCGAGAUCGAGGACGAGGUCAUGUCGCAGUACCCCAUCGACGAGGAGUGGGAGCGCGAGAGCACCUUCGUUCGCGGCAACGGCGACGACGCAGACGGCACUGCCGCCGCCGCCGGCGUCGAGUCCGACAGCGUCGUCGGCAGCAUGGGCGCCAAUAGCAACGCGGGCCCGGGCAGCGGCGGCGUCGAGCCGCGUGCGAGCUUCUCAAACAUCCGCCGAACCAUGUCCGGCGUUUCGUUUGCCGACCAGACGCCUCGCGCUGGCGGUGCUGGAAGCAAGCGCGGCAGCUUCGGCAGCGACAGCCUGAUGCUGCCGUCCAGCCCCAAGAGCCAAAACACGUACUACGAGGGUCGGAGCAGCAGCUUCGCGGGAGGCGGCGUUGGCGGUUCGAUGGCUGCUCCGCCCGGCCUGUCGGCGAUCCGCGAGGUGUCGGGCGCGGCGACGCCGACGUCGGAAUCCCGUCCGCCGUCGGUCGAUCUGGAGAGGAGCUUCGCGCUGCCGCCUAGCUACCAGGCAACGCAGCCCACGUCGAAGGCUUCACCGGACGGGGCCGUCGAGGAAGAGGCAGAGAACCGCGCCAGCAGCGCCGGUGGCAGCAGCAGCCACGAGAGCGGCGGAAGCGCCAAGGGCAAGGAGAGGCAGCGGGGCGGCGACGGCGGCGAGGAGCGACACGAGCUGCAGAGCCUGGGUGCCCGUGGCGGCAAGGACGAGGAGUGA
Molecule: messenger RNA, 3597 nt
Organism: Pseudozyma flocculosa PF-1
Lineage: Eukaryota; Fungi; Basidiomycota; Ustilaginomycetes; Ustilaginales; Ustilaginaceae
Exons: 2
Coding region: 1-3597 (1198 amino acids)
Biological process (GO): potassium ion import across plasma membrane; intracellular potassium ion homeostasis
Cellular component (GO): plasma membrane
Molecular function (GO): high-affinity potassium ion transmembrane transporter activity
Source: RefSeq, a predicted model, not a curated record